CCCUGGAGACAGAGGGUCCCUCUGCUGGGACCUCACAGCCUUUCUGCCCCAGGAACCAACGAGCUCCGUGUAGACCUUGUGGACUUCGAGGGUAACCGCCAAUUUGCCAAGUACAGCUCGUUCAAGAUGGCGGGCGAGGCCGAGAAGUACAGGCGUUUGGGGGCCUUCGCUGGGGGCAGCGCCGGGGAUUCCCUGUCAAACCACAACAACCUCGCCUUCUCCACCAAAGACCAGGACAAUGACUCCGUUCCAGAAAAGUGUGCUGAGCGCUACAGUGGGGCCUGGUGGUAUUUUCAGUGUCACCUGUCGAACCUCAACGGUCUCUACCCCCGGGGGUCUCACGAGACCUUUGCACACGGCAUCAACUGGACGUCGGGGAAAGGCUACAACCACAGCUACAAGGUGUCAGAGACGAAG
Messenger RNA from Leptonychotes weddellii (Weddell seal), 417 nucleotides. NCBI's taxonomy places the organism in Eukaryota, Metazoa, Chordata, Mammalia, Carnivora, Phocidae. The record is from RefSeq and is a predicted model, not a curated record.